This is a messenger RNA of Lolium rigidum, 2013 nucleotides long. Its product is annotated as peptidyl-prolyl cis-trans isomerase CYP65. Gene Ontology annotation, molecular function: ubiquitin-ubiquitin ligase activity; peptidyl-prolyl cis-trans isomerase activity. Gene Ontology annotation, biological process: protein folding; protein polyubiquitination; protein peptidyl-prolyl isomerization. Gene Ontology annotation, cellular component: catalytic step 2 spliceosome. The transcript is spliced from 11 exons. The coding region runs from base 114 to 1886 and encodes 590 amino acids. NCBI's taxonomy places the organism in Eukaryota, Viridiplantae, Streptophyta, Magnoliopsida, Poales, Poaceae. The record is from RefSeq and is a predicted model, not a curated record.
AUACUCCCCGUCGUCAAAUCUCGCCGUUCCACCUCGCCGCCGGCGAAAUCAGACCGCCCGGCAGGGCCACCCCACGACCGGCCGGAGGCCCGCGUACUCUAGGAUAGUCGGAUAUGGGUAAGAAGCAGCAUAGCAAGGACCGGAUGUUCAUAACGGCGACGGAGUGGGCGACAGAGUGGGGCGGCGCCAAGAACAGGGAGGCCAUCGCGCCAUUCCAGCGCCUCCCUUUCUACUGCUGCGCGCUUACGUUUUUGCCGUUCGAGGAUCCGGUGUGUACAGCAGAUGGAAGCAUCUUCGAUUUAAUGAGCAUAAUCCCAUAUAUUAAAAAAUUCGGGAAGCAUCCUGUAACUGGAGCAGCGUUGAAGCAGGAGGAUCUAAUUCCUCUCACUUUCCACAAGAACACGGACGGGGAGUUCCAGUGUCCUGUUUUGAAUAAAGUUUUUACAGAGUUCACGCAUAUAGUUGCUGUAAAGACUACCGGCAACGUCUUCUGUUAUGAGGCAAUCCAGGAACUUAACAUUAAGCCAAAGAAUUGGAAGGAAUUGCUAACUGAUGAGCCCUUCACCCGAAAGGACUUGUUAACAAUUCAGAACCCAAAUGCACUUGAUGGCAAGGUCCUAGGACAAUUUGACCAUGUCAAACAAGGCCUCAAACUUGACGAUGAAGAGUUGCAGAAAAUGAAAGAUGAUCCAACCUACAACAUAAAUGUUUCCGGUGAUCUUAAGCAGAUGAUGAAGGAACUUGGGACUGAAAAGGGAAAGUUAGCUUUUCUGCAUGGCGGUGGAGGAGAGAAAGCUCAAAAGGAAAGAGCUGCCGCACUAGCUGUUCUUUUAGCCAAAAAAGAGGAGGGUGGCUCAAAAUCAGGCAAAGAACCUAAACCUCCUCAAGCAUUCAGUGUUGUGGAUGCUGCUUCGGCUUCUGUUCAUGGCAGGAGCGCAGCAGCUGCAAAAUCUACAACUGCUGAAAAAACUGCUGCUAGAAUUGCUAUGCACAGGGCAGGGGAUCGAGCUCCUGUAAAUGCUAAAUUGGUAAAAAGUCGUUACACUACUGGAGCAGCUUCACGUUCUUUCACGUCGACUUCCUAUGAUCCUGUUACGAAAAAUGAAUUUGAGUAUGUUAAAGUUGAAAAAAAUCCAAAAAAGAAGGGCUAUGUUCAGUUGCAUACCACCCAUGGUGAUUUGAAUUUGGAGCUUCAUUGUGAUAUUACUCCUCGGACAUGUGAAAACUUCCUUACACAUUGCGAAAAUGGCUACUACAAUGGUCUUAUUUUCCAUCGUAGCAUCAAAAACUUUAUGAUUCAAGGAGGUGAUCCAACUGGCACAGGAAGUGGAGGGGAGUCCAUAUGGGGUCAACCUUUCAAGGAUGAAUUGAACUCAAAGCUGCUACAUUCAGGAAGGGGUGUUGUCAGCAUGGCAAAUUCUGGCCCUCAUACCAAUGGGUCCCAGUUUUUCAUCUUGUACAAGUCUGCAGCACAUUUAAAUUUCAAGCAUACAGUAUUUGGCAUGGUGGUUGGUGGUAUUACCACGCUUUCAACAAUGGAAAAGGUUCCUGUUGAUGAUGAUGAUCGCCCAUUGGAGGAAAUCAAGUUACUGAAAGUUAGUGUAUUUGUGAAUCCUUAUACGGAACCUGAUGAAGAAGAAGAGAAGGCAAAGGAGGAGGAGAAGAACAAGGAUGCCGAUCAUGAUAAGGUGGGUUCAUGGUAUAGCAACCCAGGAACUGGUGUUGCCCCUUCAACAAGUGCUGGUGGCGGAGUUGGCAAGUAUCUAAAGGCUCGGACAGCUGGCUCUGCUGAUGCAACUGGAAAUGGCACUGUAGCAGAUGAUUCAAGCAAGAAGAGAAAAGCGAGUGCUCCUAGUGUAGAAUUCAAGGAUUUCUCUGGAUGGUAGAUAUUUGUAUACAUUAAUUUCGCUUUGCUUCUCCCAAAAGAAACAUCCAGUUGAGACUUCAGCAACAUUUGGGCAUGUGAGCUCGUGUUAUGAUAGUGUAUUGACUGGGCAGAAUGCCCAUUCCUCA